Oncorhynchus kisutch (coho salmon) is the source of this 4114-nucleotide messenger RNA. RefSeq names its product B9 domain-containing protein 2. The record is from RefSeq and is a predicted model, not a curated record. The coding region runs from base 1861 to 2451 and encodes 196 amino acids. The transcript has 4 exons. Gene Ontology annotation, biological process: cilium assembly. Gene Ontology annotation, cellular component: MKS complex. NCBI's taxonomy places the organism in Eukaryota, Metazoa, Chordata, Actinopteri, Salmoniformes, Salmonidae.
AUCUUUUCCAGUGAUGACGGCAUGGAUGUCUUAUCGUAUGUUGGGGUAGGGUGAAUUUGGAAAUGGUGGGACAUCAUAUAAACUGGGACAGUUUAAUCCUGCCGUGUUAAUUUCUUGGUCUGACAAGAGAAAAUCUAAACUAUUGUUACUAAACCACAUGAUCAAAAUUCCAUCACUUCAUUGGUGUGACAUCACAGAGGGGGCACAGCAAGCUUCAAACAGGAAGCUCAAGGCAUGCAAUCUCCCCACAUGAAGAGGAACAAAGGGACAAAUAGUCCAGUGGACUGUCUGCGCCUUGGCACCAGCCAUGAUGUCCGGGCAGUGAGGGCUGUGUAUUUACUGAUGAGAAGGGCUGCUGCUUCCUCUGCCAUGGCUUACCUGGGUGCAUUCUCUGCUAACUCUGACGCAAGGCCUCCUGACCUGCCGCCCAACCACAGACUUCUCUGACCUGGGCUCAGCAGGGGUGUACCACUCCUGCAACCAAACUGUUGACUCUCCUCACUUCCACAACUUUGGCUUUAAAGGGGGCUGACUCUGACUUUUAUGUCUUUGACUGUGGGGGACAUUCAUUCUAGUGGAGAAAUGAUGACAUCUACUGCCAAGACUUUCAAUCCUCCUGUCCAUCCUUAAUAGAGCUCCACAGUGGAGGUGUCAAUACCCAUAAAACAUAGAGGUCAAACAGGGAAAUGGUUCCAAUCGCUUUUACACCAUUUUUCCCAUAGGGAAUUUUAGAAACACUUAAAAUAAGGGCUGUGUUUUGUGUAGGCUCACCAUGGUAUGACGUUUUGACAACCAUGUAAAUCUCUCUCAGACAAGGUGACUUCUAAAAUCCCCUAUGGGAGAAAUGAUUGGAACCAUUUCCUUGUUUGACCGCUAGGUUUUAUGGGUAUUAUGACUCAUACUGUGGUACUCUAUGAAAAUACAAGGGCAAUUGUCUCUUAUUGUUGACCCAUUUGUGAGUGAUAUGUGCUGAUUUAAAAAAAAACAUUGAAGCUAUAUUUUCUUAUUUUUUUUAUCCUUGUCUGUUUUCAACCUGUCUGAUGCCAUUAUCUGGCUGUGGAUAGAACAUGGCUUUCUUGAUACUGUUUUUAAUGAUGUAAUGUAAGCAUACCUUCUCUUUUCAACUGUUUGUUUUUAGUUUAAUUAUAUGUUGCUUAAUUAAAUACCAGGGUCCAAUGGGAAAGUGUUUCAUUGUCUCUUACCCCCAUAGCGAGCAAUAUGCAGCCUUGUGUACCCUAGUUAGUACACAAUAAUGCAUCAUCACAAACAAUUGAUUGAAAUAAAUGUACACAGCCGGCUAUACUGUUGCGCAUCUUUGUCUAUAGAAAACAGUCUUCCAUUGCAAUAAGGCAGUUCACAAUUUCCCUAGUUUUCUACAAGGUCAUCCAGACAAGGAGUACAACCAUAAGAGCAUUAGGUAAACACCAACACCAAAAAAAAAGUUUAUAAAGACAAAUUCCCUCUCUUUACAUAAAUAUUUGAUUCCCUUGUGGAAGGAAGGGAACAGAGCGGUCAAAACCUUUUGCCGAUUUCUCUCAACUUCAGCUUCCGUAGUUUCUUGUUUGGUUGCCAAGGAAAUGAGGAUCAUGGUGGCUUCAGCAUUUUCAUCUGAUUGAAUCCAAGCGGUAGCUGUGUUUUUGACAUUAUUGUUUUUGUUUUACUGACUAUGUUUUGUAUAAAGUGAUGUAUUAAAACGUUAAUCAAAUGUUCUAGUUUGCUAACUAACUAACAACCAUAUUUCAGGCCAGCUAUGUUGACAAAUGUAUCAUUUGAACCUACGACUACGAGGCUAGCUAGCUAACGUUAGCCAGAUAGCUAACUAGCUAGCUAAUCCCAGCUAGCCGCUGACACUGUAAACAGAUGUUCAAUUCAGCGUUAUUACGUGCUCUACCUGCAGGCAGAGGAGCUGCACAUAUACCGGCAAUGGCAGAGCUGCACAUUGUCGGUCAGAUCGUAGGGGCAAGCGGCUUCCCUCAGAGCAGUCUCUUCUGCAAGUGGGGAAUUCAUACAGGGGGUGCAUGGCGACUUCUCUCGGGCUUGAAGGAGGGGCAGACCCAAGUGGAUUUGACUCAGACAGGGGACAUGGCAUACUGGAGUCAUCCCAUUGAUCUGCACUACACCACUAAAGGACUGCAAGGCUGGCCCAAGCUUCACCUGCAGGUUUGGCACCAGGAUGCAUUUGGGCGCUGUCAGCUGUAUGGGUAUGGAUAUUGCCAUGUGCCCUCCAGCCCAGGGCACCACCAUGUACGCUGUGUGACCUGGAGACCACUGGGAUCCUGGCAAGAGCAGAUAGCUCAAACCUUUGUGGGUGGAGGUGCCCUGCUGCGCUCCCCAGACAUCAUAUACAGUGGGGCGGACAGAUAUAGGCUGCACACAGUGGCUAUGGGCACUGUAGAGCUGGAGCUAGACAUCAUCAUGCGACACUUUGACAGAUAUGGUGUAGAGAGCUGAAAUGUUGAGAGAUUGGACAGAGCAAAGGGUGAAUGGAGAGAGGCCUGAAUGGAGCACUGUAUUGUUAGUGGGUGUGGAUUUUGACCAUAUCUGCAAAGGGUACAUAAGACUGAGCAGGUCAGAUUAGAUAUUUUGCCUUGUGAGAUGUGUUGAUGUUGCAUACAUUCACUAUAGAUACAAAAGUAUGUGGACACCAAUUCAAAUGAGUGGAUUCGGCUAUUUCAGCCACACCCAUUGCUGUCAGGUGUAUAAAAUCAAGCACACUGCUAUGCAAUCUCCAUAGGAAAAUAUUGGCAGUAGAAUGGCCUUACUGAAGAGUUCAGUCACUUUCAACAUGCCACGGUCUUAGGAUGCCAUAUUUCCAACAGGUCAGUUUAUCAAAUUUCGGCCCUGCUAGAGCUGACCCGGUCAACUGUAAGUGGUGUUAUUGUGAAGUGGAAACGUCUAGGAGCAAUAAAUGCUCAGCCGUGAAGUGGUAGGCACACAAGCUCACAGAACGGGGCCGCCGAGUGCUAAAGCGUGUACCGUGUAAAAAUCAUCUGUCCUCGGUUGCAACACGCAAUACCAAGUUCCAAAAACUCUUUGUCAGGAGCUUCAUGAAAUGGGUUUCCAUGGCCAAGCAGCCGCACACAAGCCUAAGAUCACCAUGUGCAAUGCCAAGCAUUGGCUGGAGUGGUGUAAAGCUCGCCGCAGUUGGACUCUGGAGCAGUGGAAACAUGUUCUCUGGAGUGAUGGAUCACGCUUCACAUUCUGGCAGUCCAACGAACAAAUCUGGGUUUGUCGGAUGCUAGAAGAAUGCUUCCUGCCCUAAUGCAUCUAAAGUUUGGUGGAGGAGGAAUAAUGGUCUGGGGCUGUUUUUCAUGGGCUAGGCCCCUUUUUUCCAGUGAAAGGAAAACUUAAAGCUACAGCAUACAAUGACAUUCUAGAUGAUUCUGUGCUUCCAACAUAAUCUACUUGUGGUAGGCCAUGUCCUGUUUCAGCAUGACAAUGCCCCAUGCACAAAGCAAGGUCCAUACAGAAAUGGUUUGCUGAGAUCGGUGUGGAAGAACUUGACUGGCCUGCACAGAGCCCUGACCUCAGCCCCAUUGAACACUUUUGGAAUGAACUGGAGCACCGACAGAAAUGGUUUGCUGAGAUCGGUGUGGAAGAACUUGACUGGCCUGCACAGAGCCCUGACCUCAGCCCCAUUGAACACUUUUGUUCAAUGCCUGACCUUACUAAAGCUCUUGUGGCUGAAUGGAAGCAAGUCCCUGCAGCAAUGUUCCAACAUGUAGUGGAAAGCCUUCCCAGAAGAGUGGAGGCUGAUAUGGCAGCAAAGGGGGGACCAACUCCAUAUUAAUGGCCAUGAUUUUGGAAUGAGAUGUUCGAGCAGGUGUCAACAUAAUUUUGGUCAUGUAUGUGUAUAAUGAGAAGACCCCAACAUGCAAAUGUGUGUCUUUCCCCUAUUUCUCCACAAAGGGGGGGUGUGAGCCUUUCAACACAAUCUGCCUUCCUGAUUUAACAUUUUUGAUAUUAUUUUAAACAUUUUAUAUAACAGGUAUUUAAAAAUGCAAACCAGAUUUUAUACUGUACUUAAUUUCAGUUUUCUAUUUUCCUAUGAACUUUUUUUUUAUAUAGUAAAAUUAUGUAAAUAAAUCAUUACCUGCAUGCCUGUGAUCUAUAA